Messenger RNA from Paramuricea clavata, 186 nucleotides. The record is from the annotation of a GenBank genome assembly. Lineage: Eukaryota; Metazoa; Cnidaria; Anthozoa; Malacalcyonacea; Plexauridae.
AUGUUACAUUCCAUACUGGGACAUCGAGUGUUAAAGAUCGCAUCAACGAUGGUUAAAAUUGAAGAGUUAAAUCGGAAGAGGAGUUCGGCGAAGAAAAAGUUCGACCACGAAGUAAAAAGCUUCGAAUUUGUGCUAGAAGCUCGCCCGGAAAUACAUAGUCUUGAAGAGGCUUUUGGCGAAGUCAAG